Messenger RNA from Scatophagus argus, 4313 nucleotides. Its product is annotated as kinesin-like protein KIF20A. The transcript is spliced from 32 exons. Lineage: Eukaryota; Metazoa; Chordata; Actinopteri; Scatophagidae. Gene Ontology annotation, cellular component: spindle microtubule; nucleus. The record is from RefSeq and is a predicted model, not a curated record. The coding region runs from base 155 to 4081 and encodes 1308 amino acids. Gene Ontology annotation, molecular function: microtubule binding; plus-end-directed microtubule motor activity; ATP binding. Gene Ontology annotation, biological process: mitotic spindle assembly; microtubule-based movement.
GUGUCAACCAUCUGAUUGGUUCUCUGGCCUUAGUUUAAAAAGUAAACCGCGGAGAAGAGUGGAGCAGCUAUAGCUAAGCUAACGUUACAGACUGCCUUUCGAUGUUUUCCGCUUUAAAUACCGUGUCUGGUGAAUAAAACACAUCCACACGAGGAUGAUGGAGUCUUGCUUAGCCGGGAAGCCGGAGAGAGUCGGUCCGGUGGAGGUGGACGACAUCAGGAGAGACCUGCUCGAUGAUUUCGCUGCGCUGCCAGCGCAGCAGGACAGUGUUGAGCCACAGUCUGAGAACCUGCAGGUGUACCUGAGGGUUCGACCGUUCACUGCAGCCGAGAGCGACAGUGGAGGGUCACAGGACUGUGUGACUAUCGAGGGCCCAGACACGGUGGUCCUGAAGGCUCCCAGGAGCUGUCAGUCAAAGUCCCUCCCGCAAACGGCACAGAGGUUCACCUUCACACAGGUGUUCGGUCCGGAGGCCGGUCAGAGGAAGGUGUUUGAAGGUUCAGUUCGGGGUUUGGUCCGAGACGUUUUGGGUGGAGGAAACUGUCUGGUGUUCACCUAUGGAGUCACCAACGCUGGAAAAACCUUCACUUUCCUGGGUCCAGAUCACGACAGCGGUCUCUUGCCCAGGUCUUUGUCUGUCAUCUUUAACAGCAUUGAAGGUCGCCUGUACAGUCGUGCUGAUCUGAAACCUCAACGCUGCAGAGACUACAGCCGACUGACUCCAGACCAGCAGGCAGCGGAGAACAGCAGCAAGAAGAACCUACUGAGGCUGUUCAAAGAGAGCGACAAAAGUCUGAUGUCUGGAAGAUCAGCUUCUCUUGACGGCUCGUCUGUCAGCACUGACAGCAGCGUGAGCAGCGUCUCUGAAGCCGACAGUUUCUCUCUGGACGUCGCCUCAAAUGUCCGUUUCUCUGUCUGGGUUUCAUUCUGUGAGAUUUACAACGACAACAUCCACGACCUGCUGGAACAGGUUCCCAGUGGACACCAGAAGAGGACGGUGCUGCGUCUGUCUCAGGACGUCAAAGGAAACUCCUUCAUCAAAGACCUGCGGUGGGUCCAGGUGAACAGCUCUGAGGAGGCCUACAGAGUGAUGAAGAUCGGGAAGAAGAACCAGAGCUUCUCCUCCACCAGACUGAACCAGCUGUCCAGCAGGAGCCACAGCAUCUUCUCCAUCAGGAUCCUCAGAGUGGACGACGUCGGAGUUCCCAGAGUCCUUGGCAUCAGCGAGCUGGCUCUGUGCGACCUGGCCGGCUCUGAGCGCUGUUCUCGGACCCUUAACACCGGAGAGAGACUGAAGGAAGCGGGGAACAUCAACAGCUCACUGCUGACACUUGGGAAGUGCAUCAACGCCAUGAGGCUCAACCAACACGCCAAGUUCCAGCACCACAUUCCCUUCAGAGAGUCCAAACUGACCCACUUCCUGCAGUUCUUCUUCUGUGGUGCAGGUCGAGUCUGCAUGGUGGUCAACAUUAACCAGAACUCGUCCUGCUUUGACGAGACACUCAAUGUCCUCAAGUUCUCCGCCCUCGCCCAGAAGGUGGUGGUGUUGAACUCGAGGCCGGUGGUUGUGGACGACGCCCCCCACAGGUCAGCCAUGGAGCUGUCAAUAAUCAUUGAUGAGGCCGACCGACGCAGAAAUGUCUCGGGGCGAGGCAGGAAGAGCUCCAUGGUCGCCUGGGAGACGACCCUUGAGGAUGUGCUGGAGGAUGAAGAUGGUGAAGAGUGGGAAGAAGAAGAGGAGGAGGAAGAGAGUAUGAUGGAGGGCACAGUGCUGGAGGCAGGAGGCGAGGAAGAGGAGAAGUCGGACAGAGAUGCAGCGUUGCGUUUGGUUCUGGAGGCUCAGAUCAGAGAAGAAGUGAGUGCUGAGUUCAUGGAGCUCUUCAACAAGAUGGAGAAAGACUACAGUGAUCGUCUGGAGAAGGAGAGGGAGAUCCUGGAGGAGAGGGCUGAUAAAAGAGUCGAGAUCCUCAAGAACCUGGUCAGCAAGACAGUCGACCUGUCUGCUGUCAACACUGACGACAGCAAGGAGCAGCAGGCGGUUCUGUUGGAGGGAAUCAUCAACUCCCUGACUGAAGACCUGGAGAAGAUCAGAGAGGACGCUCAGAGUGUUCACCACUGUCUGACUGAACACACUCACAGUGCAGAGCUUGAGGUGCUGCGAUUGGAGAAGCAGCAGUCACAUGACCAACUGCAGGAAGCCAAGCAGAAUCUGGAGCAGCAGCAGCAGAAGUUAGCAGAGCUGAUGGAGAUGUGUCGGCAGAAAGACAGCAUCAUCGACAAACUCCAGGCAGCUCUGGACGCCACCGUGGAGGACGCCACCAGAGAUAGGGCUCUGGUGGAGUCCAUCAAGUCAGAGCUGCUGCAGCUUCAGCAGACUUGCAGCUGUCUGAAGAAGACUGGAGGAGAGGAGGAGGAGGAGGAGAGCAGGAAACGACACCGUGAAGCUCUGGAGGAUGAGGAGGACGGAGGACCUGUGAGGAAGAGAGUGGUUCUGGAGGAGGAGAUCUGGAGGCUCCAGGAGGAAAACGACAAGAAAGAUGAAAUCAUCGUGGAGCUGCGAGAGAAGGAGGAGAGGAGCAAGGGGCUGGAGGAGGAGCUGAGGAGACGGGAGGAAGAGGUGCAGGAGCUGAAGAAAGAGCAGGUGUUGCUGCAGCAGAAGGUGCAGAAGCCAGCAGACCUGGGCGGGUGUCCAAACUGUGACUCUGUGUUGUCGUCUCUGGCGUCGGAGCAAAGGGAAACAUCCAGACUGUCAAAGGAGAACAAAGCUCUGGUUAACGGCAUCUUCCAGCUGCAGACUGAGGUGACCAGCCUGCAGACGCAGCUCAGAGAGCAGAGCGACAGGUGUCACAGCCUAUCAGAGCAGCUCAGCAUCGCAAAGACCCGCCUCCAGGACCUGGAGAGCCAAUCAGAGGAGAAGGGCAGCAACAUUAACCGUCUGACACGAGAAGUGGAGCGUCUGAGACAGGAAGUCAAGGAGGAGGAGGUGCGGAGCAGCACCAGCAGCAGCGUUUUCCACACCGCUAUGGAGGAGCUGAAGAAGGAGAGCCAGGCAGCGCUGGAGAGGUCGGCUCAGAAAUCCCAGCAGAUCCGAGAUCUUCAGAGAGAAAAGAGCCGGCUGGAGGAAAGUCUGACACACAGUCAGAACAGGUGUGAUGAGCUCAGAGAGGGGCUGGCCAAUCAGAAAGCAGAAUUCUCCCAUCAGCUCCAGAGCCUGAGGGUGGAGCUGGAAUCUGAGGGCGGAGCUCUGCGAGGGAGACUGGAGGAGGUGGAGAGAAAGCAUGUGAGAGAGAAGGAAGAGCUGCAUCGCGUGGUGUCACAGAAGGACAAACUUGUAGAAGAAAGUUACAGACAGACGGAGGAUCUGAGACGAGAACUGGAGCGUCUGAAGGAAGACCUGCGAAGGCGGGAGGAGGAAGAGAAGGAGAACAUGGAGGACAGGAAGGUGCCUAUGGUGGAGGAGCUGAAGGAGGAGAUCCAGAGGCUUGAGGAGAAGAGGGGGAGGCGGAGGGUGGAGAAGAGCAGGGAGUUUGAGGCUGUGAAGAGAGAGCUGGAGAGACAGGAGGAGGAGAAAGAGCUGCAAGAGAACACACAGAGGUGUGUUGUACAUGUCCUUCCAGAAAAACAGAACGUCUGCGUCUCUCCUCUGAGGUCCAAAGCUGCCGACAGGAAGAAAAUCCCUAAAACCACAGGGAGGAAGAGGAAGAGCUACGAGGUGGAGGAUUUGGUGUUCAGUGAGAACAAGAGAAACCGAGUGAGAGGAAACAAACAGUCUCCUUCUGUGAAGGACAAGAGAGACGGGCCCCUUCAGAAGAUCGGAGAUCUGAUCCACAGUUCUCCCUCCAUCCUGGGCAGCAAAGCCAAAACCAUCAUCGGUCUGGUCAGUGGACAGUCGAUGGAGAAGGAGACGCCGGUCACCACAGCAGCCAAAAUGAGACGGGGACGGAAGAAGCUUUACAAGACGUCCGCCUCGUCUCCACUGCUCGACUCUCCACACAUGAUGUCAGGAGGAGCACAGGAGGAGAAGGAGAGCGACCACCUGAUCAUUAAGAGACAGCUGCGGUCCAAGACCUGCAGGAAGUGACAUCAUCGUCAUGUGACAACACUAUGCUGUGCGAAGGGGUUGUCAGGUGGGAUUAAAGGCUCCCAGGACACCAAAACUCUUCUCCUCAGUGACUGAAGAAGAGACAGAUUGUCUCGUUUAUUUUUACUUUGUGAUUUCAGGACUUUUUUUCUUUUCUGGGGGUCAAUAAAGAGCUGAGUGCGACGAUCCUUUUCACUUUAUGAAAAUAAAAAUGAUUCCCAGCAUCAUCUGA